Messenger RNA from Xenopus tropicalis (tropical clawed frog), 4190 nucleotides. RefSeq names its product semaphorin 3A (gene sema3a). Gene Ontology annotation, molecular function: semaphorin receptor binding. Gene Ontology annotation, cellular component: extracellular region. The transcript has 17 exons. Gene Ontology annotation, biological process: axon guidance. The record is from RefSeq and is a predicted model, not a curated record. NCBI's taxonomy places the organism in Eukaryota, Metazoa, Chordata, Amphibia, Anura, Pipidae. Bases 1213 to 3534 code for a protein of 773 amino acids.
UGAAAAAAUGUAUCUCUUCGGCUCAAAGGGGAGAUUUGACACAUUAGUGAGAAACCUUAUGCUUCCAAGCUUUGCACAGGAGAGCGAAACAAAGGUGAUUUGACUAAUGAAACAAUCAGAGAGAAUCCAACGCCUGGGAGUUGUACAUAUGUGUGACAGGCAGGGAGCCCUCAGAGAUCGCCCGAUAUCAUUUAUAGAAAUCCCAGCAGGGCGAUUUCUGCCUUGAACCGGACAGAUUGCAGUUCCCAGGGGGAAGUAGAGGCAGGAAAGGGGAUUCUUACAAGGCUGUUAAAAUCAUCUCAAUAAACCUGAUGGUUUUUAAACGAGUGCGGCCGCCCCAAUGAGAAGAAUCGCAGGGAGCCCUGAUUUAUUCCUGCCUGUCCCAGCUGCAGGAUGGACAGCUCUCAGCCCAAGCACUGACCCCUUUCCCACAAACUUCCCAAUCACAAACUACUCCCAAACUAGCUUGUGCCUUUAAAGGUAAAUGUAUGGCUGGGUGCCUCUCACAUGCUCCGUGCAGGUUCCUGCUCCCUCCUCUAAUCUCUCUUAGAUCGUUUUUGCAUGUGUUGUGUGACAGCAGGGGAAAGGCAGUGGGUUGAGCCUGCCUGUUCUUCUCCCAUUGUCAGUGGAUGGAAAAACCUGUCUGAGAGAUCCUGUGUCAUCUCUCUGCAUGUGGACAGGAAAAGUCCGUGUAGCUGCUCUCCGGGCUGCUCUCCUUCCUCUCCCCCUCUCCCCUCUCUCUCCCUGUCCUUUCCUUUCAUUCAGCUGCCACACAGCGACUGAAGCACACACAGACCAGGAUUAGUUUCUCCGACCGGUCAGCAAAGCAGGAGCUUAGAUGAAACGGAUGGAUCUAUAAGCUCCAGCGCUGCAGCCUGCUUCAUUGCUGCCUUUGCACACACAACAGUUGUGCCUCAUUAUCCACUGCCUGAUUCAUUAUUUCCCUACAACGCCUGAACUUUCCAAUUUUUCUCCCUUCGCCUGUUUUUUUUCUUUUCUUUUUUUUUUUUUUUUUUUACAAGCAGAGAGGAUGAAGUCUGGAUUCCCUGAAUUUAUUAAAUGAAACCGACCUGAGUCACCUGUUACCCUCAGGUCUUUCUCCUUUUCCCUUUUUUUAUUUUAAUUUCCCCCCAGAUUUGUUGGACUUGCACUCACUGCAGCAUAAAGCACCAGACUGGGGAAAGGACCUUAGGGAUCUGCUUGUACCUCAGCAUGGGCUCUCCGACCUGGAUUGCAUUUCUUUUCUUGGGAGUAUCAUUAACAACAAGGCUGAACUGUCAGAAUGUCAAAAAUAACGUGCCAAGGCUCAGAUUGUCCUAUAAAGAAAUGUUGGAAUCCAAUAAUUUAAUCACAUUCAAUGGCUGGCCCAACAGUUCAAGCUACCAUACUUUUGUGUUAGAUGAAGAACGGGGAAGACUUUAUGUUGGGGCAAAGGAUCACAUAUUUUCGUUUAACCUGGCAAAUGUCAAAGAAUUUCAAAAGAUACUGUGGCCUGUAACAAACAUCCGAAGGGAUGAAUGCAAGUGGGCUGGAAAAGAUAUUAUGAAAGAAUGUGCAAACUUCAUCAAAGUCCUUAAGGUUUACAAUCACACACACUUGUAUGCUUGUGGAACUGGAGCCUUUCAUCCAGUCUGUACCUAUAUUGAUGUUGGCAAUUACCCAGAGCAGGAUAAUAUUUUUAAAUUAGAAGAUUCGUUUUUUGAAAAUGGCAGAGGAAAGAGUCCCUAUGAUCCAAAGCUUUUGACAGCAUCCAUUUUAAUAGAUGGGGAGCUGUAUUCUGGAACUGCAGCAGAUUUUAUGGGAAGAGAUUUUGCCAUUUUCCGCACGCUUGGAAAUCAUCAUCCAAUUAGGACUGAGCAGCAUGACUCCAGAUGGUUAAAUGAUCCAAGGUUCAUUGGUGCUUAUUUAGUACCAGAAAGUGAUAAUCCAGAAGACGAUAAAGUUUAUUUCUUUUUUCGUGAAAAUGCCAUAGAUGGUGAACACACUGGAAAAGCAACACAUGCACGGAUUGGACAGCUAUGCAAGAAUGACUUUGGAGGCCACAGAAGCUUAGUUAACAAAUGGACAACUUUUCUCAAAGCUCGACUGAUUUGUUCAGUGCCUGGUCCUAAUGGCAUUGAUACUCAUUUUGAUGAACUACAAGAUGUGUUUUUGAUGAACUCAAAAGAUCCGAAAAAUCCUGUUGUUUACGCUGUAUUUACAACCUCAAGUAACAUAUUCAAAGGGUCAGCAGUCUGUAUGUACAGCCUGGCAGACAUAAGAAGAGUUUUUUUGGGUCCUUAUGCUCAUAGAGAUGGUCCAAAUUAUCAGUGGGUGCCAUUCCAAGGAAGGGUUCCAUACCCUCGACCUGGAACUUGCCCUAGCAAGACUUUUGGUGGUUUUGACUCGACAAAGGAUCUCCCCGAUGAAGUUAUUAUGUUUGCACGAAGUCACCCAGCUAUGUACAAUCCUGUUUUCCCUAUCAACAAUCGUCCAAUCAUAAUAAAAACGGAAGUGGAUUAUCAAUUUACACAAAUAGUGGUGGAUCGAGUGGAAGCUGAAGAUGGUCAAUAUGAUGUCAUGUUUAUUGGAACAGAUAUGGGGACCGUUUUGAAAGUAGUUUCUGUUCCCAAGGAGACCUGGCAUGAUUUGGAAGAAGUUCUACUGGAAGAAAUGACUGUAUUUAGGGAGCCAACUGCUAUUUCAGCCAUGGAGAUUUCUACAAAGCAACAACAACUAUACAUUGGCUCGUCAGUGGGUGUUUCCCAGCUCCCACUACACCGCUGUGAUGUUUAUGGAAAAGCAUGUGCUGAGUGUUGCCUUGCCAGGGACCCCUAUUGUGCUUGGGAUGGAUCUUCAUGCUCACGCUACUUUCCUACUGCUAAAAGACGUACUAGGCGCCAAGAUAUCAGGAAUGGGGAUCCUCUUACACAUUGUUCAGACCUACAGCAUCAAGAUGAUCCUCAUAGACAAAGCCUAGAAGAAAAGAUUAUCUAUGGUGUGGAGAACAGUAGCACAUUCUUGGAAUGCAGCCCUAAAUCACAGCGGGCCAUAGUAUUCUGGCAGUUCCAGAAGCAAAAUGAAGAAAAGAAGGAAGAGAUAAAAGUGGAUGAACGCAAAAUAAAGACAGAACAUGGUCUUCUUCUGCGCACUCUAAAGAAGAGAGAUUCAGGAAUAUACUAUUGCAGUGCCGUAGAACAUGGCUUUAUGCAGACCCUGCUCAAAGUAACUCUGGAAAUUAUUGAUACAGAACAUUUAGAUGAGCUUCUUCACAAAGAAGAUGAAGGAGAUAGCCACAAACACAAAGAACCCUCAAACAGCAUGUCUCCAACUCAAAAAAUAUGGUAUAGAGACUUUAUGCAGUUAAUUAACCACCCAAAUCUUAACACAAUGGAUGAAUUCUGUGAGCAAGUGUGGAAAAGGGACCGCAAACAACGUCGGCAGAAAAAUGGAAAUGUCCAGGUUAGCAACACCAAAUGGAAGCACCUACAGGAAAACAAAAAGGGUAGAAAUAGGAGGACCCAUGAAUUUGAGAGGGCACCAAGGAGUGUCUGAUUUGCAUUACCUCUUCAAACCUGAGUAGGAUUUGUAUUGACAUUUAACUGGAAAAAUGCAAUAUUCGUGAACCUUUCUAUGGCAUUAUUUGGAUGUUUACAAGGUUGGGAGCUCACACAAUUUCACAACCGUUCAAAAUCAAAUACAUUAGGAGUUUUCCAAAUAGACUUAGUUUACAUCAUAACAAAAAAAAAUUCAAAUUGAAAAGACAAUGCAGCUCAGCUUGUUUUGCCAUUUACGUGGCAUUUCUGAUUGAGUGGUGGUGGUGUUCUUCCUAUCCAAUGAGAAAUAUUUCAUUUAUCACCCUGUUACCAAAAUAAAAACGGAAUGACAUAUGUCAGCCUUGCACACCAUUAUGGAACUACAAACCUUACUGCUCAUCCAUCUUAUAACGAUGACACCCCGACAUGGAUACAUGAAUUUAUUUUUUGUAACAGGACAUACAACUUAUUUGUAUUAGACAAUGGGACAACGUGAAUAUAUACCAGACACAACUGCAACAAUAAAAUGUCCACCAUUCAGCAAACAAGUGGAGUUUACUGAUCUACUACUGAUGUCUUCUACCAGCUUUGAUCUGAAGUUUUAUUUUGCUAAAAUAUAAAUUAAAUGUACCUUUACAAAUAUGUAGUAAAUGUUACUUCUUUUUUUUUUUAUAA